AUGCAGCGCGUCGCGUCGGUGCCUCGUCGGUGCGCAUCGCGGCUGGCGCACCCCUCCUUCUUCACCCGCCACCCGCCGCCGCCCCGAUUCAGACGCGCUCUCAUAUGGGUUGUGCCCGCAACGUGCGGCGUUGCGCUAUAUCUCUCUUCGCAGCCCAAGAAGCCUCCGGAUGUAUUUGCUUCGCCUGCACUGGUGCCCUGCCGAAAUUCUAUCGUCCCGACGAUCCUUUCCCCAGCAGAACCAGAUAAGCAUAUCCUUAGGCGAAUACUGGAUAUCUUGCGAACACGAAUAUGGGAGCCAAUCCUUACUGCAAAGCGAUUCGUUCGACUAUUCAUACUCUUCGCGCCGGUCAUUAUAUGCACUCCAAUGCUGUUGAUCGGGAAGCCAGAGAAGCGACUUUACGGCGAUAGAUGGGGCGCGGUUUGGUGGUAUGGGCUUCUUGUAAGCCGAAUGGAGGCUGCAGGCCCGACAUUCAUCAAGCUAGCACAAUGGGCGGGAUCUCGGACGGACUUGUUCCCGACGCUGUUAUGCUCCCGCCUCAGCAUGCUUCACUCUCAGGGGAAACCCCAUGAUUUCCGAUACACCAAGGAGGCCAUAGAGAACGUGUUUCAGCGGAGGUUUGAAGAUGUCUUCGAAGAGUUUGAUGAAUCGCCCAUUGGGACCGGUGCAAUAGCACAAGUUUACCGUGCAACCCUCAAACAAGACCUCAUCCCGCCGUCUUACCUUGGGCCUCGUCGGCACCACUCCAGCAAGCAUCCUGCAGCGGCAGCUAUCCUUGACAAUGUUAACCAGCUCCCACCCUCGGUCCCCAGCGCUUCUGUCGCCAUCAAAGUCCUUCACCCGCAUGUCAACAAAACGAUAACUCGCGAUCUACGUAUCAUGUCCUUCUUCGCCCACUUCAUCGCACUCUUCCCCGGUAUGCAAUGGCUAUCGCUUCCGGAAGAAGUAGAUGUGUUUGGGGAAAUGAUGUUCCAGCAGUUAGACUUGAGGCAUGAGGCAGAGAAUUUGAAGGAGUUUGAGAAUCAUUUUGCGCCGAGGCGAGUACCGAUCUCAUUCCCUCGACCACUAACGGUGUGGUCGACCAAAGAACUUUUGGUAGAAGAGUACGAGCACGCGCUGCCCUUGGAAGUUUUCCUCAAGAAUGGCGGUGGUCCGUUCGAUGAGCAGAUUGCGACCGUAGGUUUAGAUGCAUUCCUGAAUAUGCUGCUCCUCGACAAUUUCGUUCACUCUGACCUUCACCCCGGCAAUAUCAUGAUCAAAUUUGCCAAACCACCCUCUACGCGAGCUCUCCUGAAGAAUCUCUGGGCCAGCCUCUUCCCCAAGCCAUCAGUCAACCCUUCUACUGGCGCCGAUCUUCCAUCUUCCCCACAUUCCGACGACCUCUCCGAAUCAGACGACAUUGUCACACAACUACGUUCGCUAUCUUCCACACCAGUAGCUUGGAGAGCAGAACUUCAGUCGCUCUUCGAGAAGGGAUAUAUUCCUGAAAUUGUCUUCAUCGACGCAGGUCUGGUGACAACGCUGGAUGAUAAGAACCGCGCGAACUUCCUGGAGUUAUUCCGUGCCAUCGCCGAAUUCGACGGCUACAGAGCAGGUCAGCUCAUGGUCGAACGUUGCCGUACUCCCGAACUCGCCAUCGACACCGAGCUGUUCGCUCUCAAAAUGCAAAACAUUGUCCUCUCAGUCAAGAGAAAGACAUUCUCCUUGGGAAAGAUCAAGAUAUCAGAUAUCUUGAGAGAUGUUUUGCAGUCGGUUAGGGAGCAUCAUGUGAAGAUGGAAGGCGACUUCGUGAACACUGUGAUCAGUAUACUUUUAUUGGAGGGGAUUGGCAGGCAGCUAGACCCACAGUUGGAUUUGUUUAAGAGUGCGCUGCCGAUACUCCGGCGGCUGGGAGGGCAGAUGGCAAAGAGAGGUGAUGUGACCUCAGCGAAGGACCUGCAGACCAGUGGCCUUGGCGCAUUUUUGAAGGUGUGGGUUUGGUUAGAGGCUAGAGAGUUCAUCUCGGCAUCGAUUGUCAACGCGGACGAUCUGAUAAAAUAUGAUUGGCUUGCUCCCAGCAUAUAG
Molecule: messenger RNA, 2064 nt
Organism: Pleurotus ostreatus (oyster mushroom)
Lineage: Eukaryota; Fungi; Basidiomycota; Agaricomycetes; Agaricales; Pleurotaceae
Exons: 5
Coding region: 1-2064 (687 amino acids)
Cellular component (GO): mitochondrion
Source: RefSeq, a predicted model, not a curated record